CCGUAAUCCGUAAACCAUUCCAUGGGACAUGCUGUAAGACUUAAGAUUUGGCCAAGGUUGUUGUCAGAUAUAUAAGGGCACGCUGACAUUUCCAUCUGCAAUUUGAAAGCUCAAGUUCCAAGGUUUGAAAGAAAAGAAAACAUGAAGACCUUGUUUGUGAUCACCAUCUGCUCUCUUGCAGCACUGGUUAUGUCCGAGAUGUGCCAUCAUAACGAUGAUUGUUCACAUGUCAUCUGUGAUAGCGGAUAUGACGUCACGUGUCAGGCCGGCCAGUGCACGUGCAAUCCGUCACAUGGUGGUGGUGGUCACGGACAUGGAUCAUGCGUAACCCAGGCCGACUGUUCAACACAGCACGCACAUUGCUCCUCAGGGUGGCAUUGUGUGGAUGGACGCUGCAUGUGCAGACAUCACUAAAAGAUAUAACAGUCAGCAAAUAGGAAAAUUUGAAGAGCAAGACGAAGAAAAUACAAUUAUGUAACAAACUAAAUAAAU
Molecule: messenger RNA, 492 nt
Organism: Saccostrea cuccullata (small rock oyster)
Lineage: Eukaryota; Metazoa; Mollusca; Bivalvia; Ostreida; Ostreidae
Product: serine protease inhibitor Cvsi-2-like
Exons: 4
Coding region: 142-414 (90 amino acids)
Source: RefSeq, a predicted model, not a curated record